Molecule: messenger RNA, 2859 nt
Organism: Penicillium riverlandense
Lineage: Eukaryota; Fungi; Ascomycota; Eurotiomycetes; Eurotiales; Aspergillaceae
Product: putative AP-3 complex subunit delta
Exons: 6
Coding region: 1-2859 (952 amino acids)
Biological process (GO): protein targeting to vacuole; Golgi to vacuole transport
Cellular component (GO): endosome membrane; AP-3 adaptor complex; membrane coat
Source: RefSeq, a predicted model, not a curated record
AUGCCUCCCGAAUCCAUCCAUCGUACCCCCACUAAUCCAAGCAGGUUCGAGAAGUCCCUCUACGACCUCAUCAAGGGUCUGCGCAAUCACAAAGGCGGCGAAGAUGAGUACAUCCAAGCCUGCCUGCGGGAGUGCAAGGCGGAGAUCAAAACACAGGACAUGGACAAAAAGGCUACGGCCCUCCUGAAGCUCAUAUACUUGGAAAUGUUUGGGUAUGACAUGUCGUGGGCAUCCUUCCACGUCCUAGAGGUCAUGUCGUCGGCCAAAUACCUUCCGAAGCGCGUCGGCUAUCUUGGAGCUGUGCAGAGCUUUCGCCCAGAUACAGAGGUGCUGAUGCUGGCAACAAAUUUGCUGAAGAAGGAUAUUGCCUCCGCCAGCGUCCCCAACAUGUCUUUACCUUUGAUCACAUUGCCCCAUUUCAGCACGUCCUCGUUGGCCAUGUCUGUGCUGUCGGAUGUCCUAUCGCGCCUCUCCCAUUCCAAUCCUGUGGUGCGCAAGAAGAGCAUUGUCUGUCUCUAUCGGCUUGCUUUGGUCUACCCAGAGGCCCUGAAACUGGCAUGGCCCAAGAUCAAGGAUCGCCUCAUGGAUGAAGAGGAAGAUAGCAGUGUGACUUCGGCAGCCAUCAAUGUGGUCUGUGAGCUUGGCUGGCGGCGACCGCAUGAUUUCCUUCCCUUGGCUCCGAGGUUUUUCGAGCUGCUUGUGGACAGCGGCAACAAUUGGAUGGCAAUCAAAAUCAUCAAACUGUUCGCAACGUUAACGCCACUCGAGCCGCGAUUAACUCGCAAAUUGUUGCGGCCGUUGACCAAUAUCAUUCAGACCACGUCGGCCAUGUCCCUCUUGUACGAAUGCAUCAAUGGCAUUAUCCAGGGUGGGAUCCUGGAUGGGGAGGACGGUCUCCAAGAGCGCGACGAUGUGGCCUCCCUGUGUGUAGGAAAAUUGAGGGGCAUGAUCGUGAUGGAUGCCGAUCCCAAUCUCAAGUACGUCGCACUGCUCGCAUUAAACCGAAUUGUCACUACACACCCCGAAUUAGUUGCCAUGCAACAGGAUGUCAUUAUGCAUUGCCUGGAUGACGCGGAUAUCUCCAUUCGACUGCAGGCAUUGGAUCUGGCGGCAGGAAUGGUCACAAGCGAUACUCUACAGCCGGUGGUCAACCGUCUCGUGGAUCAGCUGCGGUUGCUUCCAAGCUCGACAUCGAGACCUUCAUCGAGCCACAUGGCGGAAGAUCCUGAUGAUGACAAGAGGCUAUCAGACCAAUACUCACCUGCAAUGACGGCCGUCUUGCCCAGCGACUAUCGGAUCGAGGUUCUACAUCGAGUUCUGGACAUGUGUUCGCACAAUAACUACUCGGAAAUUGUCGACUUCGAGUGGUACGUCGGCAUUUUGGUGCAGCUGGUUGGCCUUCUCCCACCUUCAGAACCCGCGGAUCACUGGAUGCAGACCCAUCCCGACCUGGACGCGACCGCUCUCUCAAGGACAGAUGUUGCUUUCCGCAUCGGGUCGGAGAUUCAGUCCCUCAUUCUCAUUGACAACCGAUCAACGCUCUUCCCUGCUGGUUCAAUCCUCGGUGACGGGGUUCUGGGCCCCGUUGCAUGGGUGGUGGGCGAAUUUGCAGACUACCUCUCUUCUCCCAGUCGAUGCCUCCAGUCCUUGAUUGACAUUUCUCAUGUCACGCUGCCUGCGAGAACCCUUUCCCUCUUCCUACAGGCCAUACCAAAGGUCUUGGUACAAGUGAGCCGAAGUGGUCAGCAAGGAGCUCCAUCCUGGAGAAGCGAGAUAUCGCUCUUGUUGGCCCGGGUGGUGGAAUUUCUUGACGCAUUAGCCGCUCAUCCAGAUCUAGAUGUUCAGGAGCGCGCCAUUGAAUUCUUGGAAAUCCUCCGCCUCGCCGCCGAGGCAAUGCAAUCAGGGGGCGAAGAUAUGCCGUUCCUUCUGGCCUCGGUUAUCCCGAGCCUGUUCACGGGUCUCGAGCUCAACCCCGUUGCGAGCACCGCCCAGAAGAAGGUUGCCCUUCCCGACAGUCUUCGUCUGGAUGAGGCAUUCAAUGACAAUUUGCCGAUUCUUCUCCACGACCGGGAUUAUAUCUCUCUCGGAUCCAGCGACCCCCAUAUCUUACAGGAUUUCUACUAUGUGCCAGAUCGCACCCUACUCUCUCAUAAACCAUCUCACGAUGUUGCCCCGGCUGAUGCGCCCUUCAAUCCAUCCUAUCAGAACUUCCCGGAUAUGGGCGAGGUGGAGAGACGACGAGUUGAGCGCCGGGAACGUUUCAGGGAUGAUCCCUUCUACAUUGCUCCCUCUGAUGCGUCGUCAGGCGGUUCAACGCCAUUCCAUGAGAUUCUCAAUACCUCGAACGGGGAUGGUUUGGAUAUCGACUCCAUCCCCAUUGUUGACCUGAAGUUAGGGGACGAAGCUUCCGGCCCUCCGGGUCAAGCGCCACGCCGGGACCGGCGACCCCGCCCUCGGAAGAUGGAAGUCGCCGGGGACGAAACAUUUGGCGCGGAGGAUUUGUCUGGCGGAGAUGCUACAUUCGGGACCGCUGGCAGGUCUACGGGGCAGAGUCGCUCUCUCCUCCAGGUGGACUCGAGUGGUCUCGGGCAACUUUCAUUCGCGGGCGAUGACCGAGCACAGCCCCAGCUGUCCGCAGACGAGGGAGAGACUGAGAUGAUCAAAGCCAUGCAGCGCGUGGAGGAGGUACGUCUGCGGAUGCAGCGAGCAUCCGAGCGGAUCCAGCUGGAGGGCACGCCCGCCGAGGGAACGCUGGUGAAGAGGAAGAAGAAAAAGAAGAAGAAGGAUGGCGCAGAGUCCGUAGAGAAAUCUGGCCCGAAGAAAAAGAAGAAGGGCUCGGCCAUGUCUCCGACCGGUUGA